AUUUUCCUUCUUCGUUGAAUAAAAGAAGACAGAGAUACAAGUUCCUCUCUCUCUCUCUCUCUCUCUCUCUCUCUUUCUUUCUUUCUUUCUUAUAUGUUUAUAUUUUGCAGAAUUGGAGAUAUGGGUGGGUGUGAUGAGUGAGCACACAAAUCAUUCUAUUUUUCUGCUGAUGAAGAAGCACUAUACUCAAAUUAUAUCUCUCCGGCGAUGAACUCAUCCUUGAUUAAUCAGUUUAUCGAUUGCCCAGCAGGUAAACAGGAAAGGAAGUCGAAACCCAGGAAGUAUAUUGAAAAGAUGGCACGGUUGUUUUUUGCUUUGCUAUUUAUAAUAUCUCUAUUAGUAGAAACUACAUUAAGUAAACCGAGACCAGAAACAGUCGAAAUCAGAUGCGAGACACAACUAGAACAUAACACUACCAUAUAUGUCCCCAACUUCAUUGCUGCAAUGGCGAAUAUCAGUGAUCAAAUCAAAACAAAAGGCUACGGACAAGCUAUUGUUGGCACAGGACCUGAUGGUAACUAUGGAUAUGGUCAAUGUUAUGGUGACUUAUCAUCGCUUGAUUGUACGCUAUGCUAUGCAGAAGCACGUACUGUUCUCCCACAGUGUUACCCAUAUAACGGAGGAAGGGUCUUCCUUGACGGCUGCUUUAUGCGGGCAGAAAAUUAUAGUUUCUUUGACGAAUUUACGGGUCCUAAUGAUAAGGCUGUUUGUGGGAAUUCUACUCAAAAGGGACAAAAUUUCCAGGAUUUGGCGACGAAGGCUGUGCUUGAUACUACUGCUGCUGCAAUACGAGAUGGUGGUUAUGCAAAGGCUGAAGUGAAAGGAUUGUCUUCAAGAAAUGAGUCAGUUCAUGUUCUUGCGGAUUGCUGGAAAAUUCUUAAUGCUAGCUCAUGCAAAGCAUGUCUGCAGGAAGCAUCAGCCUUAACGGUGGGAUGUAUGCCUUGGUCAGAAGGACGAGCACUUAAGACGGGAUGCUUUAUGAGGUAUUCAGACAUAGAUUUCCUUAACAAGGAACAAACAACUGAAAGCUUGAAAGUAAGCCCAGGAGUGUUGGUGAUCUCGAUUUUGAGUUCGUUGGCUGUUGUGGGGGUAGGGGUAGUCGUCGGAAUGUACAUUUGGAGGAGAAGAAGAAUACAAAGGAAACGACGAGGUUCAGAUGAUACCGCUAAAAUGGUGAAAAGUCUUGUGAACAGUAGCCUGAAUUUCAAGUACUCUACCCUUGAGAAGGCUACUGGCUCUUUCGACAAUGCCAACAAACUUGGGCAGGGAGGAUUUGGUACUGUUUACAAGGGAGUUCUGGGUGAUGGAAGAGAGAUAGCAGUGAAGAGACUUCUCUUUAACAAUAAACACAGAGCAGCAGAUUUCUACAACGAAGUUAACAUUAUUAGUUGUGUAGAACAUAAGAAUCUUGUGAGAUUGUUGGGUUGCAGCUGUUCAGGACCAGAAAGCCUUCUUGUCUAUGAAUUCCUCCCAAACAAGAGUCUUGAUCGUUUUAUCUUCGGUAAUUCUCAAGGAAUGACACUGAACUGGGAAAAGAGAUUUGACAUAAUAACUGGGACAGCAGAAGGAUUGGUAUACCUUCAUGAGAAUGCAAAGAUUAGGAUCAUACACAGAGAUAUAAAAUGCAGCAACAUCUUGUUGGAUUCGAAGCUCCGAGCUAAAAUUGCUGAUUUUGGAUUAGCAAGAUCUUUCCAAGAAGAUAAAAGCCACAUAAGUACUGCCAUCGUAGGAACCCUUGGGUAUAUGGCACCAGAGUACCUAGCGCAUGGGCAGUUAACAGAAAAGGCAGAUGUGUAUAGCUUUGGGGUGCUCUUGAUAGAGAUUAUUACUGGAAGGCAGAAUACCAGAGGCAAAACUUCCGACUACUCUGACAGCCUCGUUACAACUGUUUGGAAGCAUUUCCAGCUGGGAAGAGUGGAGGAAAUAAUAGAUCCAAAAUUGACAAUGCACGCCUAUGAUAACAAAAAAGAAAUCAAAGAGGGUAUAUUGAGGGUCGUGCAAGUGGCACUUUUGUGCUCACAAGAAGUACCUUCGUUGCGACCGUCAAUGUCAGCAAUCCUACAUAUGCUUUUACAAAAAGAUGAGCUGCUUCCGUUACCUACAAAUCCACCUUUUAUGGAUGAGAAAACGAUGGAGCUGAAUGAUAUUAGUGAAGAUCAGCGCUAUCGAUUCAAUGCCAACUCCUCUCAUUCAGUUGCGACUGCCUCUGAUGGAUCCCUAUUAUAUGCAAGAUAAGUUGAUAACCUCAAAAAGAAGGUCAAAUAUAUGCAGGAACUGCUGUACAAAAUUUGAUGCUACUAUAUAUAACAUGAUCGCAUCACGGUUUAUGAGGCUAUUCAUGCUUCUUUUCAUCCAGCUGCUAUGACCCCCAUUUUAAACAUGGAAAGUACAUGUAUACCAAUUAUCCAGAUCAGUAUGGUUCUUAAUGUAAAAUCUUAUAGUUUAGUUGAAAACCUCAUUUUGAAUUUCUUUCCUUCUCUGUGAGACUACAAAACGAGGCUUGUACAGAAGAAAACUAAAAAUAACGGUUUACUAAUUAACUAUUGUGCAA
Papaver somniferum (opium poppy) is the source of this 2551-nucleotide messenger RNA. Its product is annotated as cysteine-rich receptor-like protein kinase 2. The transcript has 9 exons. Lineage: Eukaryota; Viridiplantae; Streptophyta; Magnoliopsida; Ranunculales; Papaveraceae. The record is from RefSeq and is a predicted model, not a curated record. The coding region runs from base 208 to 2235 and encodes 675 amino acids. Gene Ontology annotation, molecular function: protein kinase activity; ATP binding. Gene Ontology annotation, biological process: protein phosphorylation.